AUGGACCCCCGGAGAAAUGAGCGCAUCUCAACCGCCAGCAACGACGACUCGAUACUUCAGUAUGUCAACGACAAGAAGUCGGGAAGGAAAAGGCGCCGGCGCGCAUGUCCGAUUCUGAUCCUACUCGCCUUGGUAAUCCACUUCCUUGCAUCCGGAUGCGGGAUCACCAUCAGCGUACUCGUCGUCCGCUUCGGCCUGGAGACAUCAGUCGCUGGGAGGCAGGACCUCGUGUCGAGGAUCCUGCUGUUCGUUUCCAGCUGCAUCGGCAAUGUCUACAUGCUAAUGCACAUAUUUGCGUCGCGGGAGAAAUACGUCCGGAGCCUUCAGAAUGGCAGCCCGCAGAUACAUGGAUAUUUCUUCGCGGCCGUGUCUUUUUUAAUCGCACGGCUCAGCUUGCCAGUCUGGAUUGCGACAGUCGUCAUGAACGCACUCGUCGCAGCCAUGGUUGGCUUUAAUCUACAGAAUGGCCUCAAGGCAAAUGUGGUCUGGAUCCAGCUCCUGAUCGCAACGGUGGCCUUCCAGGCUGUGCCCACGCCGCUUGAGACCAUCUUCGGGUCGCGGGAGACGCUGCCUGAUCCUCGAAACUCGCCGGGCAUCAAGGGCGACUUUUCCUGGAGACCGCCGACCAGAGACUCGGAAUACAACCAGAGGCCGCUAACCUCGGAUUCCUUCCGCGAUACUCUGCAGCCACGGAGCAAUGCGGCCUCCACGGUCUUCUCGAACCUGUCUGCACUGCCUCAACCUCUGGCCACUAAUCCGGUGCCCGGCACCUUUGGACCGCCAGAUGAGCAAGCCAGACGGCAGUCCGUCGUGCGGCCACGCUCGUCCUCUGUACCACCAGAGGCACAAUCAAAGCCCCCAGUCCAGAGGCGGCCUACACUGCCGGAUCUCACCGACCUGCCCGCCCGCGCCGCAGCUCGUCGGAGGAACUCAUUGAUCGCCCGGGAAGCCGACUUAGACCCCCGUGCGUCUGCAGAGAUCUCUCGACGUUUCAGCCUCAUCGGCCAGAACAACGUCGCUCCCCCCUCGCCAAGGAACGACCUCGUCGAGGUCCCCAUCCCGAACAUCACGCCCCGUGAGCUCGAGACGGACGAGGACGGCAUCAUACCCGUGGAGUCCCACCCCCUCGCGAGGAACAACACGACGAAGUCGCGCCUCGUCCGUAACUUCUCUCGACCCAGGCGCAGGAGCACGAUGGUGGGGCCCGUCGACGUCGUCAUGGACGGCGACAAGGCGAGGCGCACAUCCUCGUUCAUCCCGGAGCCCGCACGCGAGCGCGGCCGCGGCAGGAGACAGGGAGGGGGAGGAGACGGCGUGGGAGACGACAGGCGGGCCGAGGUCCGGCGGUCCAAGUCGCUCCCGCCCGUCGCCUCCAACACCGCCGCGAGGACCAAGAGGGUCAGCCUGGUCCUGGACGAGCCGCGGUCCAAGCCGCCCACGGCCCGGCUCCCCCGGAAGCCGGUGGCCGGCCCGCGCUUCUCGCCCUUCCCCUCGACUGCCGCCGCCGCCUCGGAGCCUCGCAGGCUCAAGGGCCUGGGCCAGGGGUCGGCGCGGAGGCUGGACACGGAGGUUAAGCGCUGGGUGGAGGGCGUGCAGGCCGAGCCGAGGACUUCGAGCGACGCUGAGGCGCCGCCGUCUAUUAUCUCGGACGUGUCUACUGAUAUCCUGGACCCCGAGAUUACCGCGCCGGCCAGGCGUGGGGGAAGUGGGAAGCUGAGCCGGGAGGACUCGAUCCCUGGGCGGAUGAGGCGCAUUUCGCAGAACUUCUAA
Diaporthe citri is the source of this 1770-nucleotide messenger RNA. RefSeq lists its product as uncharacterized. Lineage: Eukaryota; Fungi; Ascomycota; Sordariomycetes; Diaporthales; Diaporthaceae. Bases 1 to 1770 code for a protein of 589 amino acids. The transcript has 2 exons. The record is from RefSeq and is a predicted model, not a curated record.